AAGAAAGGCUUUAUUCAGCCGGGAGCUUCGGCAAGACUCACAUCAACAACCGAGCUCCCCGAGUGAGCAAUUCCUGUCCCUUUUAAAAGCUCACAACUCUAAGGAGGUCCGCAUGAGGGUCGUGAUUGAGCAAGCAGGGGGUACAUGACUGGGGCUGCAUGCACGGGUAAUUAGAACGGAACAGAACAGGACAGCGAUUUUCACGGUGCUUUUCUAUACAAUGUCUGUAAUCUAUAGAUAACAUAACCGAUUAGGUCUGGGGUCGAUCUUCACCAGGCGCAGGGUGUGGCGCCGGGCUGUCUGCUUGCGGAUUUCAUUUCUGCCUUUUAGUUUUUACUUCUUCUUUCUUUGGAGGCAGAAAUUGGGCAUAAGACAAUAUGAGGGUGGUCUCCUCCCUUAAAAUCUUAAUGCUUUCCUCCAAAAACGUAUAUCCACAUAUUUGCAUAUAAUUUCAUGGGAUUCAAAACCCCUGAAACUUAUCCAGGAACCCCCAGAUUAUUAACACCUGGACUAGAUGUUGUCUGAGUCCUCUGAGCUCUAUAAUUGGUUCCACUCAUUUCUAAGUUUUGGGGGUUUUCUUUUUUUGGGGGUUUUUUUCUUUUUCAAGUAAAACCACUUUGAGUUAUGUUCAUGGUGCUUACACCAUGGUUUCCAUUCUAGAACCAACUAUAUUCCAAAAUUCCUGGUUGGAACAAAGGUUACUUAAGCAAGUAAAAGUGUGACAGUCUGGUAACAGAUUCUAAAUAAUCACCUUUUUAUGGUGAUAAGCUAAAAUUUAUUUUAAAAAAUGUAUUAAACAAGCAUUAAUACUUCUCAAACAGCAGUUGAGAUGUCCCUGGGGUAAGCAGACAGGGCACCAGGGACGUUGCAGAAGUAACAAUAUACAAAGCAUGAUUUUGAAAGUUUUAGCGGUUUUUAAUUUGUGCAUGAGAGUGUAAUACUUUUGCAUUAAAAUGAACAGAUAUGUUAUGGAGUAAAAUGCAUAAAGGCACAUUUUUAAAGAUAAAAUGUGAAACUUAAAAUGUCCUGCUUACUAAUAUCUUGUCUCACGUCCAGAGGACACUUACUUCACACUCUAAUCUUCGUGGUUCUCUGGUGGAAAGUUACACAUGACAAAAAAAGUAAUCUAAAUCGUAAAAUAAUUUGACUUUUUGUAACACAAUGAAGAUAACUAGCACAAAGUGAAAGAAAGAAUGACUUUUUUUUUUUUGAGGCAGUCUCACUCAGUUGCUCACGCUGGAGUGCAGUGGCGGGAUCUCAGCUCACUGCAAUCUCCACCUCCCUAAUUCAAGCGAUUCUCCUGCCUCACCCUUCCGAGUAGCUGGGACUACAGGCGCACACCACCACACCCAGCUAAUUUUUGUAUUUUUAGUAGAGAUGGCGUUUCACCGUGUUGGCCAGGAUGGUCUCGAUCUCUUGACCUCGUCAAAGUGCUGGGAUUACAGGCAUGCAUGAGCCACUGCAUCCGGCCUUUUUUUUUUUUUUUGAGACUAUCCUGACCUCAAACAAUCCGCCUGCCUAGGCCUCCCAAAGUGCUGGGAUUACAGGCGUAAGCCACCGCGCCCAGCCAAGAAUGAUUUUGGAAGAGUGAAUGAAUACAAGGAUUUCCACUAGACUGAGAAUUAGUUUGUCAACAGCAUUUCAGUGUCCGAGAAGUGCUUACAUUUGGCGUUGACAAAGCUAGCAGAUGAUGUAGACAGUAAAAAGUUUCCUCUUCAAAGUUUCCCUUCUUGUUAAAGAAUAAAUCAUAAAUGUUAGAAACAAUAGUUUCCUUUAAAGACUAACUUAUUUCAAGCCUCCUUGCUUUGUGCUAAUAACUCUGUUAAGCCCUAUAGCUCACAGCCUAUUUAGCAAAUCGGGUAUCAGUUUAAGAUUAUGGGAUCCAGCCCCAGCCACCGGAUGCAGGACACAACAGUAAGGACAACCCAAAUGCGUAAGGGAUAAAAAUGUCUGCUUUUCCUUUGUUCAGGUGUGCUCUCACCAUUGUUGCAUCCGCCAUUGAGCACCCUUUCUGCAUAAAGUACAGAUUGCCUUGCUGAGAGAUCUUUUGUCUCCAUGCUGACUUUUCUUCCUGGCACCAAUUAUCUAACAAUAACAAGUCCGUUCCUGCACUGCAAUGACAACCAAAGCAUCCCAAAUGAAAUCAUUUCUGCAAGACCCAAACCAGUCUCUAUUAAUUAACACGUACUAACAAUUCAGAACACCAGAGAAGAAAAGUUAUUGGAAACAAAAGGGUCUAAGCGCUGAAGCACUGUAUUGCACUUGAAAUGGAGGCUGAAGAUUUGACAAGGAUGGACUAUGCAUCUUGUUUACAAAUAACCUACUACUGUGUUUAUGAAAACUAUCCCAACCAAGAUUUACUCUAUUGGGAGUUUGUAGGAAAGCUGUAAUGUCUAAGACGUACCUGAAUCUCUAAACUUUAUUAAAUAAAACUUAUUUUCUUUGAAACAGGGCCUCGCUCGUCCCCCAGGCUGGAGUGCAGUGGAGCGAUCUCGGCUCACUGCAGCCUCGACCUCCUGGGCUCAAGCAGUCCUCCCACCUCAGCCUUCCAAGUUGCUGAGGCCACAGGCGGGCGUCGCCAUGCUGGGCUAAUUUAUAACAUUUUUGUAGAGACGGCAUCAAAAUAUGUUGCUCAGGCUCACUCUGUUUUCCCAACUCUCAAAUGAAGGCUCGUGCCCGGCGCGGUGGCUCACGCCUGUAAUCCCAGCAACUUUGGGAGGUCGAGGCAAGCGGAUCACCUGGGGUCGGGAGUUCAAAACCAGCCUAGCCAACAUGGAGAAACCCUGUCUCUACUAAAAAAUACAAAAUUAGCCAGGCGUGGUGGCGUAUGCCUGUAAUCCCAGCUACUCGGGAGGCUGAGGCAGGAGAAUUGCUUGAACCCGGGAGGUAGAGGUUGCGGUGAGCCGAAAUCGAGCCACCGCACUCCAGCCUGGGUAAAAAGAGCGAAACUCCGUCUCAAAAAAAAAAGGCAGCUCACUGCUCCCUCCCCAGGAGGUGCCGCAACCUUGGUCAAUACAACCCCAGAGUUAGAUAAGCGGAGCAAGCAGGCAGAGAAAGUGUGCAAGGCAGGGGUUCUGGCCCGGGCAGACGGGAACGCGGACACAUCUAGCACACCGGGUCCGUCGAGGCAGCGCGAGCGCUGCGCCGCUGCAACAGGUCACCGCGAACCCUAAUCCCACCCCUCCUUGCCCUGUUAACGACAGAAAAGCUCGUUCCGCUGUUUCCUGAACAAAAACUUCUACCCUAGUAGUACACAGCCCACAACAAUGCGCGCCGCCGGCGAUACAGUCCCUACACAACCCUCCGGAAAUCGGCCCUGCCUCCUCCUGAUGUCACGGAAAUGAGGGGCUUCGCAGAGGAUGUCCCGCCCGCUCCCCUCAGAUGGGCGUAGCUGCCACAUUCCUGAGAUAUGCCUGCUUGCCCCCGAUUUUUUUCUCCUUGCAGUGAGAACCUCCUCAUGUGGCAUCUUUACUUAUUCUCCUCUUGGAAAAUCCAUGUGACCUCCUCGCGCUGAAAAUAUGUCCACGUUUACAGGCGACUUAAAGGUAGCCCUAGAGCCUGACGUAUAAUUCGAGCGCCGAUGCAGAAAGGACCCAGACUUUUUUUUUUUUUUUUUUUUUGGCAUCCGGUUCUGUCACCACCAGGCUGAGCCGGGCUGACGGAAGAGGCACGUGCGCUGCUGAAUGGAGCUGGUCGCUGGUUGCUACGAGCAGGUCCUCUUUGGGUUCGCUGUACACCCGGAGCCCGAGGCUUGCGGCGACUACGAGGUGAGAUACCGCGUAGCUAGAGACAGUCGGAGGCGGGGCCGGGAAGGUCGGGUUUGGUUCAUACACAGCAGAGGUAAACAUUGGAGCGCCUGCUGUUCACUGGAUGAUUUGAUGAAUCAAACCUAAGAAAAAGCUAACCUUUUAAAACGUAGAAUGGACAUUUUAUCAAAAUGAGACAAUAUCUGCCUUUUCUAGUAGACAAAAGGUCCACGGGACACAAAGGAAACCGGCAUUUCUGCAUACGGACAAAUGAGUCGUAGAUUGUGGAUUUAAGGAUCGAUCCCAUAAGUUGACAGUAUUCAGAAUUUAAUGAAAGAAGUCUCGCUCUUUUGCUGAAUUUCUGUUCUGGAAUUUUACAAAUUACCAGAACUAGAUUAGGAUAAAUCCCUUAUAGAUAAAGCGAUACCAAUUCGUUAUUUGUUGGGAACUUAUGACGAGCUGGGCGGUGGAGAUGCAAAGAUGCUGGAGCAGCAAUGGACUCUUGUGGCUGACUUCACUCACCAUGCUCACACUGCCUCCUUGUCAGCAGUAGCUGUAAAUAGUCGUUUUGUGGUCACUGGGAGCAAAGAUGAAACAAUUCACAUUUAUGACAUGAAAAAGAAGAUAGAGCAUGGGGCUCUAGUGCAUCACAGUGGUACAAUAACUUGCCUGAAAUUCUAUGGCAACAGGCAUUUAAUCAGUGGAGCGGAAGAUGGACUCAUCUGUAUCUGGGAUGCAAAGAAAUGGGAAUGCCUGAAGUCAAUUAAAGCUCACAAAGGACAGGUGACCUUCCUUUCUAUUCACCCAUCUGGCAAGUUGGCCCUGUCGGUUGGUACAGAUAAGACAUUGAGAACGUGGAAUCUUGUAGAAGGAAGAUCAGCAUUCAUAAAAAAUAUAAAACAAAAUGCUCACAUAGUAGAAUGGUCCCCAAGAGGAGAGCAGUAUGUAGUUAUCAUACAGAAUAAAAUAGACAUCUAUCAGCUUGACACUGCAUCCAUUAGUGGCACCAUCACAAAUGAAAAGAGAAUUUCCUCUGUUAAAUUUCUUUCAGAGUCUGCCCUUGCAGUGGCUGGAGAUGAAGAAGUUAUAAGGUUUUUUGACUGUGAUUCGCUAGUGUGCCUCUGUGAAUUUAAAGCUCAUGAAAACAGGGUAAAGGACAUGUUCAGUUUUGAAAUUCCAGAGCAUCAUGUUAUUGUUACAGCAUCGAGUGAUGGUUUCAUCAAAAUGUGGAAGCUUAAGCAGGAUAAGAAAGUUCCCCCAUCUUUACUCUGUGAAGUAAACACUAACGCCAGGCUGACAUGUCUUGGAGUGUGGCUAGACAAAGUGGCAGACAUGAAAGAAAGCCUUUCUCCAGCUGCAGAGCCUUCUCCUGUAAGUAAAGAACAGUCCAGAAUUGGCAAAAAGGAGCCUGGUGACACAGUGUACAAAGAAGAAAAGCGGUCAAAACCUAACACAAAGAAACGCGGUUUAACAGGUGACAGUAAGAAAGCAACAAAAGAAAGUGGCCUGGUAUCAACCAAGAAGAGGAAAAUGGUAGAAAUGUUGGAAAAGAAGAGGAAGAAGAAAAUAAAAACAAUGCAGUGAAUCCCAGAUGUCUCCUGAAAGAACUCUUUUAGAUGAAAUCAUUCUACUCAAAUGUACCUUAAUUUUUUUUUUUUUCCCUGAGUAAAAGCAAGAAAUUUCUUCCUUUGGAGAAAAUAUAUAUAUAUAUUAAAAAACCACUUUUAGAUGUUUUUUUUUAAAAAAAAAACAGCGGUAAAAUUACUUUUGGCAGACAGUGUUUUAUGAAUUAUGUAUCAUGUUAAUAUAUGUUAAUGUGUCAUGUAAUUUUUACUUUGUACAAAGCAAAUAAAGAUCUUUCUCAAAAUAUACUGUAAAAUAAUAUAAAA
This is a messenger RNA of Symphalangus syndactylus (siamang), 5635 nucleotides long. RefSeq names its product PAK1 interacting protein 1 (gene PAK1IP1). Gene Ontology annotation, molecular function: protein binding. The record is from RefSeq and is a predicted model, not a curated record. Lineage: Eukaryota; Metazoa; Chordata; Mammalia; Primates; Hylobatidae.